AUGACCCCGUGCUUCAAUUGUUGGUGUAUGAGUCCUCAGCGAAACACCACAGAGUGCCUCCUGGAUAUUAUUUGCCUCCCAUCGUCAUCGGCAUCGUCAUCGCUACGAGAACAAGUGAACAGCCAUGGGCUCGGGCAUGCUGUCACCAUCAACAGCUCCGGCUGCUUAGCCGGAGCUGAUGGUGAUGACGUAGCUCGACCCAAGGGAGGUGCUUCCGAAGUGCUAAUUUGCCGUGUCUUGCAACCUCAUGUUGCACGUUGUGGGCCUGUCUGUCAGACAGAACAGCACGCAAACGACUACAGCGGAUCUGCUGGACUCAGGAUCAACAGCAUAUCUGGUUGGUCUGACGAUCUCGACCAAAAGUACCUGCCGUUUUGUGUCUGGCUGUACGGCGAACCUGACAUUGACACACCAGGCCGCACUCACCUAAGCUGUGUGGACGCUGCAACCUACAUACCACACACUUGGAGCCUCCGUGGACUAGUGUACAUUCUCGCCUGGUAA
Messenger RNA from Microdochium trichocladiopsis, 504 nucleotides. RefSeq lists its product as uncharacterized. Bases 1 to 504 code for a protein of 167 amino acids. The transcript is spliced from 3 exons. The record is from RefSeq and is a predicted model, not a curated record. Lineage: Eukaryota; Fungi; Ascomycota; Sordariomycetes; Xylariales; Microdochiaceae.